AUGUCCAAUCUUAGUGCCUUGACUCUGCCCCAGCCUAUGGAUUGGCAUAUCGAGCAUGACAGAGAAUGGCUAUCACCAGAGCGGAUUGCAUCUAUUGUUGGUCUUGGUCUUCCACUCGGAGAGCUUGUUCCCAAUGAUCUUUAUCCCACGGAGUCUCCGUGUCUACGGCACUCAGUCAUCAAGACCAUUGGUGGAGUCACAGCGUUGGUGGGGACGAUUGCACCAGGCGUUCUUUUUCUCUAUUCUAUUAGACGAACACGCCUUCCUUCAAACGAUCCGUAUGUGUCACAGCUUGCCAAGAUGGCCUAUGAGACGCACUUUCCAUUGGAUGGUCUAAAGUACGUCAUUGUUAACGAGGUACAAGAGGAGCACACUGAACCAUUUAUCCACGAACAGAUCUACCCUUCCCGUAAGGGACUUAGUUAUCCAUCUGCAGAGCAUCAAACCUGGGGUUGUCCGUCACCGGAGUUUAGCGCUAUCAUGGGCACGCCUGUCGGUAAGGUUGUCGGAACCUUCCUUCUUUGUGCGUUUGGCCAGGGUGUCAAGCGAGUUGCACGAAUUGUGACUUUCCAGGAUGGUCUUGACCUUCACAAAUUGCAUAUUCGUUUUGAUAUCGAGGAUGUUUGA
Molecule: messenger RNA, 627 nt
Organism: Penicillium digitatum Pd1
Lineage: Eukaryota; Fungi; Ascomycota; Eurotiomycetes; Eurotiales; Aspergillaceae
Product: Beta-glucuronidase
Source: RefSeq, a predicted model, not a curated record